AUGCCUCCGCUCUGGAUCCUGCUGGCCCUCGGCUGCAUGCGACUUGGCUCAGGUGUGAACCUCCAGCCCCAACUGGCCAGUGUGUCCUUUGCCACCAACAACCCCACACUCACCACCGUGGCCUUGGAAAAGCCUCUCUGCAUGUUUGACAGUUCAGCGCCCCUCCCUGGCGCCUACGAGGUCUACCUCUAUGUCCUGGUCGACUCGGUCAGCUUCAGGAACGCCACUGUGCAGGACAGCACCAAGACCCCACUCAGCUCGACAUUCCAGCAAACAGAGGGAGGGAGGAUAGGCCCCUACAAGGCCACAGCCUUUGACCUGACCCCCUGCAGCGACCUGCCCAGCUUGGAUGCCGUCAGGGAUGUGUCCCAGGCCUCGGAGAUCCUGAAUGCAUACCUGGUCAAGGUGGGCACCGAUGGGACCUGCCUGUCUGACCCCAACUUCCGGGGCCUCUGCAACCCACCCCUGGAAGCAGCCACGGAAUACAGGUUCAAGUACGUCUUGGUCAGUAUGUCCACGGGCUUGGUACAGGACCAGACCCUAUGGUCGGACCCCAUCCGCACCAACCGGCCGGCUCCGCACGCGGCGAUCGACACGUGGCCGGGCCGGCGGAGUGGCGGCAUGAUUGUCGUCACGUCCAUCUUGGGCUCCCUGCCCUUCUUCUUGCUCCUCAGCUUUGCUGGCGCCAUCGCCCUCAGCCUCGUGGACAUGGGCGGUGCUGACAGGGAAACAGCCCACGACACGCGGAUCACACAGGAGGCUGACCCCAAGUCCCUGGGGACCUCAGAUACCCUGUACACAUCAGUGAAACGGGGGCCGUCCCUGGACAGGGCCGAGGUGUACGCCAGCAAGCUCCAGGACUGA
This is a messenger RNA of Hippopotamus amphibius kiboko, 864 nucleotides long. It is a transcript of the gene UPK3A, whose product is annotated as uroplakin 3A. Lineage: Eukaryota; Metazoa; Chordata; Mammalia; Artiodactyla; Hippopotamidae. Bases 1 to 864 code for a protein of 287 amino acids. The transcript is spliced from 6 exons. The record is from RefSeq and is a predicted model, not a curated record.